Molecule: messenger RNA, 1098 nt
Organism: Selaginella moellendorffii
Lineage: Eukaryota; Viridiplantae; Streptophyta; Lycopodiopsida; Selaginellales; Selaginellaceae
Product: isoflavone reductase homolog IRL1
Exons: 5
Coding region: 97-1008 (303 amino acids)
Molecular function (GO): oxidoreductase activity
Source: RefSeq, a predicted model, not a curated record
AUGUUUGCGUCAUCGCGUAGCCUAGAGAGAUAGUUUGGCUGUUCGAUCGGUCGAUUCGAUUGAUUCCUCGUCCAUCGCGAGAAUUUCCUGCUAGCUAUGGCGGAGAAGAUCUUGAUCCUUGGCGCCACGGGCUACAUUGGCAAGUACAUCACCAAAGCAAGCAUCGCGCUCGGCUACCCUACCUUCGUCUUCGUGCGCUCCUCCUCCAGCCAGGACAAGGCCAAGGCGGAGUUCCUCGACUCGAUCAAGGCGUCCGGCGCCACGAUCUUGCAUGGGUCUCUCGAGGAUUACGCCAGUCUCCUAGCCGCGAUCAAGCAGGUCGACAUUGUCAUCUCGGCUGUCGGCCCCGCACAGAUCCACGACCAGUACAAAGUCAUUGAAGCGAUCAAGGAGGCUGGAACAGUAAAGAGAUUUCUUCCCUCGGAAUUUGGAAACAAUCCGGCCGUGGCCAAGAAAAUCCACCCGGCUCUACAGGGUAUGUUUGGUCUCAAGCUCCAGCUCCGGAAAACCAUUGAAGAGGCCGGGAUCCCUCACACAUACGUUUCAACCAACUCUUUCGCCGGCUACUUCUUGGCAAACUUGGCUCAGCCCGGACAGUUCUCGCCGCCACGAGACAAAGUUACCAUCUGGGGAGAUGGAAACACCAAAUUGGUCAUCGUCGAGGAAGGAGAUAUUGGAACUUACACUAUCAAGUCCGCGGUGGAUCCCAGAACACUCAACCAGGUGGUUUACUUCCGUCCUCCGGCCAACAUCGUGUCCCAGAACGAGAUUGUGGAGCUCUGGGAGAAGAAGAUCGGCAAGACCCUGGAGAAGUCUUACGUGCCAGAGGAAGCUAUCUUGAAGACCAUAGAAGAAACUCCAUUCCCCAAUAACCUUUUCUCAGCGAUCACUCACUGCAUUUUCGUCCAAGGCGAUCAAUACGGAUUCGAUGUCGAGUACGACACGGCGAAACUCUACCCGGAUGUGAAAUACACCACAGUGGACGAGUACUUGUCUCGUCUAGUGUAAGAAACAAAAGAAAAAACUGUACGUGGUAUUUCUUUCAUUCCAUCUUUUUUUUCAUGGAAUACAUAAUUAUCAUAAUACUUAUUCUUUCUA